AAAAAAAUCAAUUGUCAUUUGUCAUAGUCAAAAAAAUGUCAUGAAAUUGUAGAAACUAGAAACAGGUCAAAAGAGCUAGUUUAUUUUUAUUUACUUUAAAAUUUACGUACUGAACUGACAAAACCAUCGAUCGGCUAUCGCAAUCCGGGACGAGAUACAAGGAGUGACCUAUUACAAAAAUAGCAAAAUGCCUCUCCACUGACGAAAUACAUUUUUCAAUGAUGGGUCGAAGUAAAAUUCGAGACAUAUCUCAUGAAAUAAAGAGAAUUGUGAGCUGGACAUUUAUAAAGAAUUUGUUGUCAAAUCCAUCACAGUUACCUUUAGUUGCAAUUUUAAUCGUGAUAGCUGAAGUAAUAAUAAAUAUAUGUGUUGUGGAAAAUGUGCCCUACACAGAGAUCGAUUGGAAGGCAUACAUGCAACAGAGCGAAGGAUUUCUUAAUGGAACUUGGGAUUACAGCAAGUUACGUGGUGAUACAGGACCUCUAGUUUAUCCUGCAGGUUUCGUUUAUAUUUAUUCAAUAUUUUAUUUUUUAACAGAUUAUGGGCGAAAUAUUCGAUUAGCACAGUAUAUUUUUGUUGGAGUUUACUUGUUAUUGUUGAUAUUUGUGUUAAGAAUUUAUAUAAAAACAAGAAAAGUUCCUCCCUAUGCACUUAUUAUUACAAUUUUAACAUCAUACAGAAUACAUUCAAUUCAUGUGUUACGAAUGUUCAAUGAUCCGAUUGCUGUAUUGUUGUUGUAUGCUUCACUCAACUGCUUCUUAGAUUCUAAGUGGUAUUUAGGCAGCCUUGUUUACAGCUUAGCAGUAUCAGUUAAAAUGAACAUACUUUUGUUUGCUCCGGCUUUAUUUUUCUUUUACUUAAUAAAUUUAGGCUUAAGUGGAACUAUAAAACAACUUUCAGUUUGUGCUGGAACUCAAUUAGUUUUGGGGCUACCAUUUUUAUUGAACAAUCCCAUAGCAUAUAUAAAAGGCAGCUUUGAUUUAGGUCGAGUUUUCAAUCACACCUGGACUGUAAAUUAUAGAUUUUUAGAGGUCAAAGUAUUUGAGCAUGUCAUGUUUCAUGGAAUGUUACUUGCAAUUCAUAUUUUGUUAUUGAUGCUAUGUUUGCCAAUGUGUAUACAAUAUUUUAAAAGUUAUUGUAGAUUGAGAUAUGUUCAAAAGCAAGUUCAACCACAGAUUGAUGCUGAGAAUAUGAAAUAUAAGAAAAGUUCCAAGCUGGGAAAAGAUAUCAAAGCUAAACAGGAAGGAGAAAAACUUUCACAAGACCAAGAAAAUUUUCUGAAGUCUUUUGAAAACAUGCUUAAAAAAUCAUCCCAAAAGCAAUUGACUAAAGAAAAGAAAGAUAAACUUGAAACAGAAGAACCAAACUACAGUAUAAAUUAUGAUAUUUUGUCUCAGUUGUUUAUUCUUCCCAUGUUUUUAGUAAAUUUUAUUGGUAUUGUCUGUGCUAGAAGUCUACAUUAUCAGUUUUAUUCAUGGUAUUUUCAUACUCUUCCAUACUUGCUCUGGUCUACUAAUUAUAGUAAUGUAGUGAGAUUCUUACUACUUGCAUUAAUUGAGUUCUGUUGGAAUACUUAUCCAAGCACAACCAUGUCAAGUAUCUUACUUCAUGUAUGUCAUGUAAGUAUCUUAAGUGGUGUGUACCGUAAGUUAUCGAGAGAAUUAAGUUUUGUAGCCAAAAAUAAUAAAUAAACCAUUACAAUGGGA
Leptidea sinapis is the source of this 1706-nucleotide messenger RNA. RefSeq names its product lethal(2)neighbour of Tid protein (gene Alg3). The record is from RefSeq and is a predicted model, not a curated record. Lineage: Eukaryota; Metazoa; Arthropoda; Insecta; Lepidoptera; Pieridae. The transcript has 2 exons. Gene Ontology annotation, cellular component: endoplasmic reticulum. Bases 219 to 1691 code for a protein of 490 amino acids. Gene Ontology annotation, molecular function: dol-P-Man:Man(5)GlcNAc(2)-PP-Dol alpha-1,3-mannosyltransferase activity.